CGUACUUCGCGGUAUACACGGUAUUUUCGACAACGAUUGGCUGUCGUUGUGCGUGCGAUGCUUGAAGCGUCCGCCAGGUCAGGAUGAGCCGCAAUCGCAAAGGCGCGCUGUUCACCCUGAAGAAAGUCAAGAAGAAGUUCGCCACGUUGGAUCCUCGGUCAAAUCCGUGAAAGCGUCGUCGGCAGCUCCGUUUUGGUGUUACUUGUGUGAUCGUUUGGAUACCCUUCAAGGUCGUCUUGGAGAAGUACAAAGAGUGAAAGAGAGGAAGAUAUUGGUGCAAAAAGGAUUCUAACCACUGAGAGCGUAAAGUGAAGACCUGGAAGCGACAUUUGGAAACAUGAGGCGCUUUCAUUGAAAAAACAGGCUUCUAGAAAGGAACUGGUAUCGCAGGUGCAUAUGAUGGAAGAUGGAGCCGUGGAUUUGGGCGAAGUGCGCGAGGCCGACUUUGAGCAGCUGGCCGUAUACCAGGUGCGCGACCAGCCUUGUGAGGAGGAACAAACCAACCGGGCGGAGGCGUCUCUGCCUCGGAACCUCCUGCUCAAACCCUCACAGACGCUCACUGAUGUGCUUGGCGUCUGGAGCACGGACUACAUCCCCCGCGGCACGCGGUUCGGUCCCCUGGUGGGCGUGGUGUACCAGAAGGAUGAAGUGCCUGCGGACGCGAACCGCAAGUACUUCUGGCGCGUGUACGACGGGCCCGACUCCUUCCACUAUGUUGACGGGUGCGACGUGAGCAAGGCCAACUGGAUGCGCUACGUGAACCCGGCCUACUCGAGUGAAACGCAAAACCUGGUGGCCUGUCAAGUGAAAGAAGCCAUCUACUUCUACACCAUCAAGCCCAUCUAUCCUAACCAGGAGCUUCUCGUCUGGUACUGCCGGGAGUUUGCAGAACGGCUCAGCUACCCCGUCACAGGGGAGCUUAUGCUCCAGAGGAUACGGGAGCAACUGCAGCCAGCGCCUGGAGGGGAGAAGGAUGACGCCUACUACUCCCGGCCGCACCAGUUGACGCCGACCGAGGGCAGCACUCGAAGUGACGAGGGCUACCACAGCAAUGGCGGACCUGAGGACGGUCUCACUCCACCGGAAGACAGUAGCGAUAGCGACAGUGAUAACUACGUGCUCGACUUCAGCGUGAAGGCAAAGCGCAAAGCGCAGCCACCACCGCCACAUGUCGACAAGCGCGAUGACGUUGUUCCAGUGGAGAAGCCUCAGAAUGAAUUCCGCAAGGUCAAAAUCAAGAUGCCUAAGGCGUACCACUACCGCAGCGGAGGAGCCACCAGCCCCCCAGUCUCCACAACUAACACCGAGCAACCCAACAGCACCUCAAGUCCGCGGACACAGGAGGAACCGGAGGCACGACCAAUCAGUUCCGUGCCCGAACCAGCGAGUCCCAAGUACGCGAGCGCUCCGAAGUUCACUGAGGACGUGCUGGAGCGGAGCGCGGGGUCGGCUUUCUCCGCUUACGAGGGCAUGGGCCAGAGGAUCUCGCCGCAUAGUCCCAAGGGUCCUUCGGCCCCUGGCAUCCUGGAGAACCUGCUGUUGCAACGGUACCAUGAAAACGGCAACGACAGUCCUCAUCUCCCAUUGCGAAGGGAAACCCUCAAAGAACCCGUUCGAGUUAUUGUGUCCAAUGAACUAGUAUCACCACCAGCAGCACCGGACUCUAACACUUCUGCUGAGGGUCAUCGACCAAUCAUGUACCCCCACAAGAAGAACUUUCGGUUCGUGCCUACCUCAACGACACCUAAUGCCGGAGGCAGUCCUGAGAUGCACAGCCCCGAUUCAACGGAUAAGGCGCACCAACAGUCAACUGUGACGUCGGCCAUUAGUCCGCCUUAUAGCAUGGCCAACUCUGCAGCGGCGAACUACUUAUACGUGAACGGCAUGACACCCAUGUUUUCACCGGCACACUUCAACAUGUACGCAUACCCCGUUCCCGAGGCUGUACAUUCUUCUCUGGCUCCAACGGCUGCUGGAGUGCAUCCACCAUACCCAAAGCUACCGGACUUCAAUGACCAUCAUUCUCCACGGGUUCCCAUGUCAGGCAUGGAGGCAAGCAAGGUGCCGGUGUCCUGCGCUGGACCACCGUCACCCGGCAGGUCCUACUCGCCUGGCGCUGCUGGUCGUGGUUACCGCUCCCUCCCGUAUCCUCUGAAAAAGAAGGAUGGAAAGAUGCAUUAUGAAUGCAACAUCUGCUACAAGACGUUCGGUCAGCUUUCUAACUUAAAGGUACACCUACGCACGCACUCUGGCGAGCGGCCAUUUACGUGUUCUGUGUGCGGCAAGACAUUUACGCAACUGGCUCACCUGCAAAAGCACCACCUGGUGCAUACUGGAGAAAAACCGCACCAGUGUGACGUCUGCAAGAAACGCUUUAGCAGUACAAGCAACCUCAAGACCCACCUGAGGCUUCACUCUGGUCAGAAGCCCUACGCAUGUGAUCUCUGCCCAGCCAAGUUCACGCAAUUCGUCCAUCUCAAGCUUCACAAGCGACUUCACACGAACGAGCGUCCUUACACGUGCCAGACUUGCAAGAAGAAGUAUAUCAGCGCAUCUGGCCUUCGAACACACUGGAAGACCACUUCGUGUCAGCCGAACAUGGUCAUUGACAUGGAUGGAAAUGCGACGUACGAGUACCCACCCCUGGAUGGUCCCCACGACCGGCUGUCGAUGCCGCACGGCAUCAUGGUUCCCACGAGUCCUUCCGACGAGUACCACAACAUGUCACAGCACGGUAUUAUGUCCAUGGGCAAGGAGGACUCCGUGCAUCACCACGAAAGCUACAACUACGCGAGAAUGCUCAGCGAACACAAGUCGGCGACAAGCAGUGAACCUUCGUCACCGGACGACCAUCUCUCAAAGAAAUGUCCCCCCACCGGCAGCACAGUGGACAGGGACAAAGAGUGACUGACGCUUAGCGCUCUGUGUAUCAUAGACAUUACGCGAUCUCGCGGGACAUUUGUUUGCCACAUUUAUUUAUUUAUUGAGCCUGAGCGUGGAGUGCUGCCGUUUAUGUGUAGGUGUGGGAGGCCGAAGGCGUCGGUAAAACCGGUUGAGCAGUUAUACCCACCGAUAAAGAGUGACAGUUCAGGAACCAGAUGUAGUUCCUCCUCAACGGUAACCUAAACUUUGCCGUAACUGGCCUCGAAGUGAUCCUCUCGAAAGCACCCCUACCGUGCUGGUCAUGUGGUGCCUGCAUAAUCGCUGUUAGAUCUGAAGCAGGCUCGAGGUAUUAUUCACAAAGCUGCAGGCUGUUGAGAGGAUCGGCCGCAUGUCCAUACAUGGCCUGUCUCCCCGUGAACGGGCUAUUACAUUCCCAUUCCAAGUCCGGCACACUGUCAAGAGAUUGAAAUUAUUUAACAUGUACAUACGUACCUGCAGCUAUAUUUAAGUGUGCCCGGAUUUCUUUGGCCGCCUAUGGAAUUGUCUCGUGAAGAUGUUUAAUUUAUUCGUGCUGAUUUUAGAUAAGAAAAAUCCUUCAAAAUCUUGUGUUGAGAAGCUGUUGUUUAUGGUAGAGGAGGUGAAGUAUUGAUAAGCACAUAACGUUAACUUCACGCGACACGUUUGUGAUUUCCUCUAUUUUCUUCUCCACGUGUAGCGUCACCUGUGUAUACACUCGUUAGAAAAUCACUGCCAACCUGACAUUCCAAAACAUACAUUGAAACGACAUUGCACUUUUUCUGUCGGCUGAUCGCAGGCGAUGCAUUCCCUCUGGAUAUCUUAGCGUGGCUAUAUGAUGAUGAUGUAUUGGCAAUAAGCUGGCCUCGGAACGGGCGUAUUUUGAGCAUUUUAGAUUUAUUCCUUAUUCGCGAGGCUAUUCAUUUGCACGACGGAACAAAAAGCGAUUACAGAAAGUGGUAUUUUCAACCGUUCUAGUUCCUGGUAGAUGUGAACCAUCUUUGUGUGUCUUACGUGCAGUUUCCGUUCAGCGAUUUUGGAACGCAUGGUAAUACCGUUAACAGAACACCGUCUUGGCUAGCUAUUGUAGUUGGCUGUUUCCUGUAGAGAGACCCUCCGGUGAAUUUACCUAAUCUGUGUUUUAUCAAGGGUCUACGUAGUGCGUUAAUUACAAAGAAGGUCAUGUUCCUACGGAAAAUAUUUUACGAAGCGUGUAUUUAACGCAGACAUUUUAAAUCACCUCGAAUUUUAGGGUUCUGAUAAAAAAUCGCCAAUUCGUCCACGCAAUAGCUCUGGGUUCAUGGCAUAUUUUAACGAAACGUGAUUUGAAGUUAACGAGUCACUGAAAGCAGUAGUAUUUCUGAAGCCAUUAUUCGCAGUGUGUUUCAUGUGAGAUGUCAUUCAUGUUCAAUCAUAUUCGAUGUCCAUUCAUGAGUGUCACCUCCUUCUCUUUCCAUCUGUGUCAUUGUAGGCCACUUACGUGCUCGUCAAACGUGAAGAACAAAAUAAAUGUUGUUUGUCACGUCUA
Ornithodoros turicata is the source of this 4426-nucleotide messenger RNA. It is a transcript of the gene Blimp-1, whose product is annotated as PR domain zinc finger protein 1-like. The coding region runs from base 397 to 2907 and encodes 836 amino acids. Gene Ontology annotation, cellular component: cytoplasm; nucleus. NCBI's taxonomy places the organism in Eukaryota, Metazoa, Arthropoda, Arachnida, Ixodida, Argasidae. Gene Ontology annotation, biological process: cell fate commitment; regulation of transcription by RNA polymerase II. Gene Ontology annotation, molecular function: protein binding; DNA-binding transcription repressor activity, RNA polymerase II-specific; RNA polymerase II cis-regulatory region sequence-specific DNA binding. The transcript has 6 exons. The record is from RefSeq and is a predicted model, not a curated record.